AUGAGUAGUGCAAGAAGUCUAGUUAACACUAUUUUUAGAGGAUUUUCAAGAUCCGUCCAUAAAAAAUAAGAUGGCUCAAAUCUAAAAAGUUUGUAACCACCUUAAUAGAUUUUUGAUUAAAUCUUCCACAUUGAAAAUUAGUAGAAAUCAUUAGAAAUGCAAGACUUAUCUCACUAACAGCACAAGAUUUUUGGAAAAACAAUUGAUAUAAUUGGUAUUCCAGUUGCACAGAAUGAAGAAAUUUCAAUGAAAAAUUUAGAAACUUUAUCAGAAUUGUGCUUUAAAACAUAAAAUAAUGAGGUUUCUUUGAUUGGCGUUGACCCUUCCUAUCACAUCAGUGACAAACGUUCGAUUUAAAAAUAAAUGAGAAAGCAAAUUCUAUAUAAAGGUCAAGAUAUCGAUUAAGAAACCAUUCUUAACGAAAAUCCAACUUAUCCAUAACAUUUAGAUGAAUUAUUACUUGAUUUAUUGCCAUUAGACUUUUAUAAGGGCUCUGAAUAAGAAAAGAUGACAAUAAUUCAAAAAAUAGUUGAGAAAUCAGAAUUAAUGAGAAAAGAUGGUUAUUUUACAUCUCUUUUUGUUAAUGAAAAUGUCGAUAUGUCCUCAGAUGCUUCUCAAGAAAAAUUAAAAGAACUUUAUGAAAUUGUAGGCGAAAGGAUAUUUGGUAAAUAAGAAAUAGAAACUUACAUGUAUCCACAUUUAUAGGAAGCAACUGUUUUAAAUAUUAUGAGUGGAAAACAAAUAUACUUGGGUUAAGUCCCUAAAAUUUAUUAACGCUUAUACAUGGCAAAUAGCAUAGAUUUAGAAUACUUAAAACAAAUGUUUAAGGAAGUUCUUAAGUUCUCUUAAAGCUAUAAAAUCAAAAGCACUUCUGAAUUUGGCAAAAUCAGUCCCAUGAUCUUCUCACACAUUUAUUCGUUUAUUAAUGACUACUAUAUGUAUUAUAUUCUUCAGCAAAUCUUAAUGACCAAAGAAUGUCAAACAGGUGCUACCGUUCUGAUAAAAUCACAUUAGGUAGAUCCCUUAAAAACACUCCUUUUACAUUAUGGAGAAAAGGGAUUUAAAAAGAAUGAAGAAAUAGUCGAUUUUAUGUCAAUUCCAGAAAACGAUUAAGAUAAUGAUGAAAUCUUACUAGAAAAACAUGCUAUCUUAGAUGUUAUUUUUUCUGAUUUAUUGUGGGAAAAGUCAUUUAUACGUAACCCAUUCCCUUAUCUUUAGGAAGACUAUUAAAAACUAAGUGUUAAAGACCGCUAAUAAAUAUCUUAGGCAUACUCAGUAAAUGUUAGAAAAUACUAAUCAGUUGCAAAAGAAUUCCUUAAAAACAAUUAAUGA
Messenger RNA from Tetrahymena thermophila SB210, 1332 nucleotides. RefSeq lists its product as hypothetical. Lineage: Eukaryota; Ciliophora; Oligohymenophorea; Hymenostomatida; Tetrahymenidae. The transcript is spliced from 3 exons. The record is from RefSeq and is a predicted model, not a curated record.